Molecule: messenger RNA, 1404 nt
Organism: Penicillium brasilianum
Lineage: Eukaryota; Fungi; Ascomycota; Eurotiomycetes; Eurotiales; Aspergillaceae
Source: the annotation of a GenBank genome assembly
CUCAAGGUUGCUGAACUUUCCGGAAAUUCACCGCCAAUUUUCAACCUUUGAUCCCUAGUAACAAUCGCAGCAAACAUGCUCAAGACCUACGACGUUCUCAUCAUCGGAGGUGGUCCAGCAGGACUCGCCAUUGCCACUGGUCUUGCUCGACAGCUCUAUACCUCUCUGGUGCUUGACUCGGGUGGCUACCGCAACGAGCGGGCAACCCACAUGCAUAACGUUUCCGGCUUUGACCACGUUAAUCCAGCCGUCUAUCGCGCCAAGGCAAAGCAGGACCUCCAGAAGCGAUAUGAUACGAUUGAUUUUGCGUCUGCCAAAAUCCAAACGGUCCGAAAAGUGGCCGACUUGUUCGAAGCGGUAGAUGACCAGGGAAAGACCUACCAGGGACGCAAGCUAGCGUUAGCGACAGGUGUCAGAGACGUCCUUGAGGAGCAGGUCGAGGGGUUCGCGGAGUGUUGGGGGCGCAGCAUCUUUCACUGUCUCUUCUGCCAUGGCUACGAAGAACACGGCGCAGACUCCGUCGGUGCUCUCGCUACGGGCGCUCCUCCCCCCGAGGCGGUCGCCCAUAUCGCUAUGAUGGCUAAGCGACUCUCCAAGCACGUUAAUGUCUAUACCAAUGGAAAUCCCGAGCUCAUCACCUCGACAAAGGCACUUAUCCAUAGUAAUAAGAUUGCCUUCGAUGACCGGAAAAUAAUCAAGUUCGAACACCGAGACGGUUCCGAGGACAAGCCACCCUUCGUGGUGUUGCAUUUUGAAGAUGGCACCUCCAAAAAUGAAGGAUUCAUUGUGAGCCGACCCCGCGUGGAGCAGCGUGCACCAUUUGCGAGCCAACUGGGCCUGGAGAUGACGCCGGCGGGGCAUAUCAAAUUAUCACCGCCGUUCAAUGAGACGAGCUUGCCAGGUUGUGUGGCUGCUGGGGAUGCAGGAACCCCCCCACCCAUGCAUGCAGUUGUUCAAGCUGUCCAGAUGGGAACGUUUGCUGCAGUUGGAUUGGUGGCUCAGUUGCAGAGGGAGCUAGAUGCAAAGGACCAGCUCUAAGGAACAGCAAUUGUGUCGCAGCGAAGACCUCGGAAGUAGGCAAUCAGCUGAGGGGUCGGAGUUUUAUUUGACUUUCUAUUCUCAUUACCACUUGGAUUCUUUUUCAAAUCGGAUAUUAGUUGGUAGUGUCGCCGUUUGGCAAAUGUUUGCGGGGGAUGGUAUCCACUAUCCCCAGAUUCCGGACUAGCUAGACGCUCUGGGAGUUGCGGCGAUAGCAGGAAGUCAAAGGAUUGUAUGAACUAAAGAUAGGGGAUGUUUUGCUGACUAUAGAUCAGAUAGUCGGCAUGAAGGCUUCCCGUACCUUUUUAUUGAUCGGGCUCCGGAGAAAUCAAUCCUGGGUUAUCGAAAUGCCAGAUCGUAUUCUGC